This is a messenger RNA of Talaromyces atroroseus, 1626 nucleotides long. RefSeq names its product Siderophore iron transporter mirC. Gene Ontology annotation, biological process: siderophore transmembrane transport. Lineage: Eukaryota; Fungi; Ascomycota; Eurotiomycetes; Eurotiales; Trichocomaceae. The transcript is spliced from 7 exons. Bases 1 to 1626 code for a protein of 541 amino acids. The record is from RefSeq and is a predicted model, not a curated record. Gene Ontology annotation, molecular function: siderophore-iron transmembrane transporter activity.
AUGACCCUGUUGAAGGCCGCUUCGAACUUCAUUUCCUAUGGAACAACGGCGAACCCAGAGCAUGCGAUGGGCGACCAAGAGGAGGAAGACCGGCUUCUGUAUCCGCACUCGGUAUACGAGCCGGACAAUGAGACCGGCGAUGGGUCUAGCAUCGGGAGUGAUGUUCAGGAUGGCGUUCGCAAGAUUGAGGCGAUCAACCUGACCUGGACGCAGCGAUCUCUCAUGAUUGCAUACCUUGGGAUAUUCCUCAUGGCGUUUUGUACCUCGCUUGAAGGUCAGACGGUGGCGUCGCUCGCGGUGUAUGCUACCAGUUCGUUUAGCAAACAUUCUUUGAUUUCGACGGUUCUGGUGGUGCAGAAUGUCGUUAAUGCUGUGAUCAAACCGCCCAUGGCAAAGAUGGCAGAUGUCUUCGGCCGGUUCGAAGCCUUCUGUCUUAGUAUCAUCAUCUAUGUGCUUGGCUAUAUUCAAAUGGCUGCCUCAAACAACGUGCAGACCUAUGCCUCUGCGCAGAUUUUCUACUCAGCCGGAUCGACAGGACUUCAAAUUCUCCAGCAGGUGUUCAUCGCCGACAGUAGCGAUCUUCUGAACCGAGCGCUCUUUGCUCUUCUACCGGAAUUCCCUUUCUUAGUCACGGUGUGGAUCGGACCGACGAUUGCGGAUUCAAUCCUUGCACAUGCGUCAUGGCGAUGGGGAUAUGGGAUGUGGGCGAUUAUCCUGCCGGCGACGUUUCUGCCGCUUGCUUUGACGCUCCUCUUUAAUCAACGUAAAGCCAAGAGGCUACGACUGAUCAAGCAGAGGCGCCGUUGCGUAUUUCUUGUUCUGUUUCCUGCGUGGGAGUCCUCGCGGAAACUGGCUCCGAAGCCGCUGCUUUCUCUGCAUCUGUUGACCGAACGAACCGCGCUGGCCGGCUGUGCCCUGGCGUUUUUCUACUUCAUGGCCUUUUAUUUCUCGGUCCAACCGUACUUGUACUCUUACUUGCAGGUGGUACAGAACUACGACGUUGCUGUCGCGGGUCGGGUUACGCAAACCUUUUCCUUCACCUCAACAAUUGCAGCAUUUAUAGUAUCGCUACUGAUUAAGUACACUCGCCGCUAUCGGAUUUAUGUCGUUGCCGAGGGGAGCUCCGUACUCCAGAUUCUGGGUACGCAGGUCCUCGUCGGCACUGGCGGUGGACUGGUCAACGUGCCGGUGCAGCUUGGAGUACAGGCAUCGGCGCAGCAUCAGGAGGUAGCAGGUGCGACAGCCAUAUUCCUGACAGCACUUGAGAUGGGCGGUGCCGUCGGAGCAGCGAUUUCAGGAGCGGUUUGGACACAUCAGAUCCCGAGGAAGCUGAGGCAAUAUCUGCCAGCUGAGAGUCAGGACCAGGCGGAGGAGAUUUUUGGUAAACUGACCACGGCUCUCUCUUAUCCAAUGGGCUCGGCCACGCGCAUAGCGAUCAACCGUGCAUACCAGGAGACGAUGAACAAUCUGCUAUGUCUGGCUAUUUUGGCGGCGCUCCCUAUUGUUCCGUUGAGCUUGACUAUGAAAGACUACCAACUGGACAAGAUGGGCCCAAGAAAAAGACGCAGGGCUUCGGAGCACAGACCAGCAAAUGGGGCAGCAGGUCGGUCGUCCCUGGAGGAGUGA